Molecule: messenger RNA, 4790 nt
Organism: Saccostrea cuccullata (small rock oyster)
Lineage: Eukaryota; Metazoa; Mollusca; Bivalvia; Ostreida; Ostreidae
Product: transducin-like enhancer protein 4
Exons: 20
Coding region: 435-2648 (737 amino acids)
Biological process (GO): regulation of DNA-templated transcription; negative regulation of canonical Wnt signaling pathway
Cellular component (GO): nucleus; transcription regulator complex
Molecular function (GO): transcription corepressor activity; protein binding
Source: RefSeq, a predicted model, not a curated record
ACAGUCUGCUUUGUUAACCGGCAGUCGAAACGUGUGUAUAUGUGUGUGGUAUUUUACAAGGCGUUCACACGAAUCUAAGACGUUCGUUUGUGGAUUGUUAACUUUUAAUUGCAAGUAUUUGUUUAUUUGGACAUUACUAGAGUAUUGUCUUUGUCCAUUGCACGUGUGUUAUGAUAUAUAUUGAGUACGGAUAGUUUCAAUUGGCCAAAACAUUUCUAUUGUGCUAUUUUAGGGGAUGUAAAAAUUCUAUAGGGAGUUAUUUUCAUGGCGAGAUCGAUGAGUUGAAGUAAGGAAUAUUCGUCCGCCGUAUCGGGGAUGUGACCGUGUAUUUUCUCAGGAAUUUGUUCUUUUAUGGUGUGUGAGUGUUCAAUGGUUUGUCUAUUUACCUGAAGUUUCAAGGAAUUAGGUGACUGAAAACUCGCACACAACUCAAGAUGUAUCCGAACAGGCACCCGGCUCCACAUCAACCAAGCCAGCCUUUUAAGUUCACAGUAGCAGAGUCAUGCGAUCGAAUCAAAGAAGAAUUCAGUUUUCUGCAAGCACAAUAUCACACUUUAAAAAUGGAGUGUGAAAAAUUAGCCCAAGAGAAAACAGAAAUGCAAAGACACUACGUCAUGUACUAUGAGAUGUCCUAUGGUCUCAAUGUUGAAAUGCACAAACAGACUGAAAUUGCCAAGCGAUUGAAUGCAAUAUGUGCUCAAGUCAUUCCAUUUCUCUCUCAGGAGCAUCAACAACAGGUUGCGGCAGCGGUGGAGCGUGCAAAACAGGUCACUAUGACAGAACUCAACCAAAUCAUUGGGCAACAGAUGCAGGCAGGCCAACAUUUAGCAGGUCACGGCCACGGAGCCCCACCAUUCCCAAUGCCACCUCACCCCCCGGGGCUUCAACCCCCACUCCCCGUCUCCAGUGCUGCUAGUCUUUUGGCCCUCCAGGGCAGUGGUCUUGGACCCUCACAUCUCCUCCAAAAAGAGGACAAAGAAGACAAACACAACAGAUCAUCUGCCUCCCCCAGUGAAAGGGAAAGAGAGAGGGAAAAGUUUGAACAUAAAUUUAGUGAGAAGUAUAGUAGUCGGAGUAGGACCCCAGAAGUGAACGAGUCCAAAAAGAGGAGAGUGGAGGAGAAAGAAAGGGACAGUGAAGGUGAAAAGUCUGAUCAGGAGUUGGUGGUUGAUGUUGGAGAGGACAGUGCACCCAUGAAUGGGGAUCUUUCUCCCAGGGAAAAGGCAAAAGAUUUAGCCAGUAAGAAGUCAUCAGAAGAUCGAAUCAGUCCCAGGAGUGACGCUUCAUCACAUGGCAGUUCAACCUCUACAAAACACAGAGAUUCAAUUCCUAAUGAAAAAGCUUCUACCCCUGUAUCAAAGCCAGCAACCCCCACAAGUUCAGGGAACACCACCCCGGGGCCAUCCAGUGGGAGUGGCGGGGCAAUCAAGCCAGGUGUGAAGUACCCCCUGGCAGGAACAUAUCCUCCUUUUCUGCCCCCAAAUCAUGGCAUGCCUGCUGAUAUUUCAACAAGUUACAGCAAUGGAAUUGGGGCCCUUCAUAACAAUAUAUCACCUAACAACAUUACCUUCAACCACCGAAAUUUAUUCCAAGGUGAUCCCCAUGGCAACCCCGCCCAUGCAGCUCAUAUACGACCAGCCCUAGGAAACUCGGCAGGAGGAAAGCCUGCCUACUCGUUCCAUGUGAGUGCUGAUGGACAAAUGCAGCCGGUGCCAUUUCCACCGGAUGCUCUGAUUGGUCCUGGGAUUCCUCGUCAUGCCCGACAAAUAAACACACUAAACCACGGGGAAGUUGUGUGUGCUGUUACCAUAAGUAAUCCUACAAGACAUGUCUAUACUGGUGGAAAGGGUUGUGUAAAAGUUUGGGACAUCAGUCAGCCAGGAAACAAGAGCCCUAUCUCUCAGUUGGACUGUCUGCAAAGAGACAACUACAUCCGAUCAAUCAAGUUACUACAGGAUGGGAGGACCCUAAUUGUGGGAGGAGAGGCCAGCACUCUGUCUAUAUGGGAUCUCGCAGCUCCCACUCCACGCAUAAAGGCAGAGCUGACUUCAAGUGCUCCAGCGUGCUAUGCUUUAGCAAUCAGCCCCGAUUCCAAAGUUUGCUUCAGCUGUUGUAGUGAUGGUAACAUUGCGGUUUGGGACCUCCACAACCAGACAUUGGUGCGACAGUUCCAGGGACAUACGGACGGUGCCAGUUGUAUCGACAUCUCACCUGACGGCACCAAGUUAUGGACGGGUGGACUGGACAAUACAGUCCGGUCAUGGGAUCUCAGAGAGGGAAGGCAGUUAAAGCAACAUGACUUCAGUUCUCAGAUCUUCUCCCUUGGCUACUGUCCAACUGGCGAAUGGUUAGCCGUGGGGAUGGAGAGUAGUAAUGUGGAGGUGCUCCACUGCAGUAAGCCAGACAAAUAUCAGCUCCACCUCCACGAGAGCUGUGUCCUGUCCCUCAAGUUUGCCUACUGUGGCAAGUGGUUUGUCAGCACAGGCAAGGACAACCUCCUCAAUGCCUGGAGGACUCCUUAUGGUGCCAGCAUAUUCCAGUCCAAAGAGUCCUCUUCAGUGCUAAGCUGUGACAUUUCCACUGAUGAUAAAUACAUAGUCACUGGCUCUGGCGACAAGAAGGCAACACUGUAUGAAGUCAUCUUUUAAUCCAGACUAGCGGGGUAAAAAAAAAAAACUGUUUACGUUUUUUGUUUUCCCUUGAAGAACUAAUCCAUUGUCUACUACAGAACUAUUAGAAUGGCAGAACAAUGUGAAAAAUGGCGAAAUCAUGUAGCGAUCUUAAGAAAUCCAGAAAAAAAUAUGCAGAGCAAUCAUACUAUAGGAUGUGUAUUUAUCUUCCGAAUGAUUUGGAAAUGACUGCUGCAAAAAUAAGCUGCCAUCUUGGUUUAUGCUUGAGUAGGAUAGAUUACCAUGUCAAAUGAAAUGGAUAUUUGGUGCAUAAUUAUAAUUAUCAAAGAGUUGGAUGAGAGAAGAAGAGCGUAAUGAGUUCCUGCUGGUAGGGAGAGGAGAGCGUGUUUAAUUAAGCCAACCUGAGGUUGUGUGUACCAGACAUUUGCAGAUAGUGAAAAAAAGAACUUGGGAAUUGUUGUUCAGACAAAAGCUACAGAGUUUUCUCCAUGAGAAUUUCUGGCAUUUAUUGCGUAGCGACCAAAGUGUGGUUUGAAAUGUGCAAGAGGAAGGUUGCUUGUGACACGAAGUCAAGAGAAAGGAUUUACUGUUAGCUUAUUCUUUGGAUGUGUCGGACAGAUGCUUGUAAUUAUCUGAAUUGCACAGAUAAAAUAUACAAGUAAAACAAACAUUUAUCUGAUGCAGAUCUCAGAAGGUAGUGCUAUUAUACAGUGAAGAGAGAGAUUUCUUGUGUAUACCGUAGCAGGAAGAGAAGAGUAUACGAUGGCUUGUACAAAUAUGUGAUUAGUUUUUUAAAAAAUUUCUUGCCCCCCAUUCGUAGUAGUCCCUGUGAUUUUUCUAAAUAAAAAAAAGAAAAUGUGUGACAAAUUUAGUAUUUUUUGAAAAAGUUUAUGUUAAUGCAUUUUUUUCUUUUGAUUAUGAAAUACUCGUGAAUGUGCUGUUGUGAAUAUGAACUAAUUCUAGUUGUAAAAUUGUCUGGUAUUAUGAAUAUUGGACACACCGUGGCAAUUUAUGUCUGAGACAGCUUUCUCCAUUCUAGUAUAUGGCAAGUGUAAUGCUGUUUCCUUGUUGAAAAGGAGCUGUGUCAAAUCUAGUUGAUGUAAGCAUUUAACAUUUAAUAAAUCCAUGAUUGUGAAAGUGUCUUGAUGAUUUUGAAAAAAAAGCUGAUUGUCGUGUUGUGAAUGUAGUUAGACAUUCAGGUGAAUGCAUGUUACAUGUAGUGCUUUAGAAAAUUUUUCUUUGAUCAGUGAGAAUGAGAGAGACAAGUAUAUUUUGUAUGUGUAAAGUACCAUUUUCAAACUCCCAUGUUUUCAUAGUUCAUUAAAGGAAAUAAGACCAAACAUUUUUUUCUUCAAUUUUAAUGAAUACUGGGAAAAUUCAAUAAUUAUAUAAAUUUCUACCAAAAAAAGGAUGCAAACUGUUGUUUGACAUCAGGAUGAAAUACCAAAAUCAAGGAAUAGCCAGCAUGAAUUGGAAUGUGAUAGUUAAAAAUUGUGGCUUUAUAAUUAUUUAGUCACUGUUUUUAGUCAAAAUCUAUCUUAAAGGUGUAUGCAUACUUCUAUUACCCCAAAAGAUUUGGGAAAGAAAAACUUGUAAGCACCGCAAGAAAGAAAAUCUCCAUUUAUAUUAAAUAAAUAUUUUGACUCUCCAUUUGAUUGUAUACAGUAAAAUCUGUGUUCCAAUUUUCCGGGGGGAGCAUAAAAUGUAAACUGAAGACGUUAGUGUUUUUAAACUGUGUAGACCAACUGGAUUGGAGGUCUAUGGAACACUCAUACAAGCUUGAGCAGAUAUACCAAAGAUAUUGAACGUUAUUUCAGAUUUUUUUUUUGUUGUUCAUUCUGCUAAAUAUGUCAUUUUGCAAUUUUAUUACUUUUUUCUCAGAUUUCACAAACUGUCGCAGCACAAGAGCAGAUAGCGAUAUUAAACUCAUAUUUUUUAUUGAUAAAAGAUCAAAUCACUCUCUUUGGUAAAGUUAUAGCGAAAGUCAGAAUUCGGAUACAUCUAUAACAAUCAGCUCUCUAUGAUGAUAUUUUCCUUGAUCCCUGUUCUGGAUAUGGUAUUUCAGUUGCCUGCCAUCUUCGUAAAUGAUGUAUUACACUGUAGUCGUGUUAUUGUUAACUUUUCUCUAUUUUUGUAAUUAAACAAAUUUAAAUAUUUGGA